CUAUUUUAAUUUGGCGCUAAGUGCUGGCAGCUGGCAGUAGUUCGUUGCAUAAGCGCAUGGGCAGACGUGUAUUUGAGACCUGUAGCUGUGGAGCAUCAACUUCAACGGAUCUCAUAUCUGGAACUUGUGACUUCAUUUUCGCAUUAUUUACUGCGUCUUUUUUUGCAAGGACCUGCAAGUGCAUGCAUAGGCUUUAUCGUUUGGUCUAGAUGCUACCCCAAAAACUAUACCCGUACAGUUAGAUCAAUGUGAUCUAGACCAUAGCCAGCCAACCUACAUGGUCUGGUAAUUUGUUUAUGGAAGGUAUCCAUCCUGGCGUUAAGGCUGACAUUAUUUUAGUUGCAGCGCAUAACUAGGCAAACAUUUCGUGUGAUGGGACUCUCCAAACUCUGAAGGUGGUUUGAAUGAUGAGUAUGGAGAGAAGUUAUCAAUGGAGAAGGACAAACAUUUUAACUCAAAGUUCAGGAGUGUCACUGAAGUGGGAAAACAAGAGGACUAGAGGAGAAGGAGAAAGAUGGAGCCCAUAUCUUUAGAUGGGGCUGCAACGGUGGAUGAGCUGAUGGAAGCGUGCAUCCAAGCCUUCGAUGAGAAGGGCACUUUGAAGGACCCUUCUGUAGUGCGCAUGUUCCUCAUGAUGCACCCUUGGUACCUCCCAUCCACCGACAUGGCUAAGAAACUACUGCUCAAAUCACAGGAGGAGAGCUGUUCUGCUGAACGCAGGACAAGAAUCUGCCACCUGGUGAAGUACUGGAUUUCGGAGUUCCCAGCAGAGUUCAAUCUAAACCCAGAACUGGCAGAGCAGAUUAAAGACCUCAAGGACCUAUUGACCACCGAGGGGAACGAGCGCCAGAGCCAACUCAUCGACAUCGACAGUGUACCGUCGUACAAAUGGAAGCGUCAGGUGACCCAGCGGCAACCCUCUAUGUCCAAGAAGAGGAAGAUGUCUCUGCUGUUUGACCACCUGGACUCCUGUGAGCUGGCCACACACCUCACCUACCUGGAGUACAAGUCCUUCUGCAAGAUACUGUUCCAGGACUACCACAGUUUUGUGAUGCAUGGCUGCACGGUGGACAACCCCAUCCUGGAGCGCUUUAUCACCCUGUUCAACAGUGUGUCUCAGUGGAUCCAGCUCAUGGUGCUCAGCAAGCCCACCGCCCCCCAGAGGGCAGAAGUCAUCUCCCACUUCAUCAGGGUGGCUCAGAACCUGCUCCAGCUUCAGAACUUCAACACUCUGAUGGCCGUGGUGGGGGGGCUGAGUAACAGCUCUAUAUCUCGCCUCAAAGACACCCAGUCACACAUCAGCAACGAGACCAACAAGGUGUUCAACAGCCUGAUCGAGUUAGUGACGUCUUGUGGUAACUACAGCCAGUACCGCCGCCGCUUCUCCGAGUGCACAGGCUUCCGCUUCCCCAUCCUGGGCGUGCACCUCAAGGACCUGAUUGCUGUGCAUGUGGCACUGUCCGACUGGGCUGACCCGGGCAAGAGCAGGGUCAACCUGGCUAAGUGUCAACAGCUGUAUGCCAUCCUCCAGGAGCUGGCGCUGAUCCAGACCACACCACCCACCAUUGAUUCCAACACAGACCUGCUCAAUCUACUCACAGUGUCUCUGGACCAGUACCACACCGAGGAGGAGAUCUACCAGCUGUCUCUACAGAGAGAGCCACGCAGUGCUAAACCAGCAAACUCUGGCCCCGCUCCCGCCCCCAAGCCCUCUAUGAUUGACGAAUGGGCAGCGUCGGUGAAGCCCAAAGCUGACCCUGCGGUCAUCAACAAACACAUAGAGAAGAUGGUGGACUCUGUCUUCAAGAACUUUGACACGGACGGGGAUGGUCACAUCUCCAGGGAGGAGUUUGAGAUCAUCAGGGACAACUUCCCCUACCUCAGCAAGUUUGGAGAACUGGACAAGAACCAAGAUGGGAAGAUCAGCAGAGAGGAGAUGAUUGACUAUUUCAUGAAGGCCAGCUCUCUGCUCAACUGUAAGAUGGGCUUCAUCCACACCUUCACAGAGACCACCUACGUCAAGCCCACCUUCUGUGAACACUGCACUGGCUUUAUAUGGGGCUUCUACAAACAGGGAUACAAGUGUAAAGCUUGUGGAAUUAACUGUCACAAGGCGUGUCAAGGUCGUCUGGCAGUGGAGUGUCGUAAACGGACCAAGAGCAUUAGCCACGAGCACGCACCCUCUCUCCAGGCACGCUCCUACAGCUUCCCCCCUCCGGCCAACAGCCCACCCAGCCUACAGAACACAGUGAUUGUAGAGGAAGACCUAGAGGCAGUGGAGGAAGGAAUGUUUGAUAUCCAUCUAUAACCAGAAGUAUGCAUUCAGCCUAACACAGCUGGGAGGAAACAACAGAAGAUGUGAGCCAGAAGCACAGCCUACUAUGGCGGCCUUAGUGCUGGAGUCUGUUCAGAAGGGUGCAAUCUGUCAUCUACAACAGACACGAUUCCCUCUUCUAUAUGACAGACAAUCAUAUCUCCUCUACGUAAUGGAUUUCUGAGUCUGAAUAUUGCAUGUAGAAAUGUAAUGAAUAGAGCAGACACGAUUCCCUCUUCUUUGACAGACAAUCAUGUCUGCUCUCUUCAUUCCAUUUCUAUAUGCAACGUUCAGACUGUCUCGGAUAGAAAUCCAUUACGUAGUACAGAUAAGAUUGUCUGUUCUGUAGAAGAGAGACUGGUGUAAGCUCUUCAUUCCAUUUCUAUCUGCGAUGUUCAGCGUGUUUCACAUCACUGACUGAACACCCCCGGUGAGACUUCCAGAGAAAGAGAGAGAAUAAAUUGCACUGAACCCAACACAGGAUACAGACAUGCUGUCACAUGGUGGACAAAAACUGCAACUGCAUAUCUUCAAGCACUCAAUAUUUCUUCCUCUGUGUAUCUCAACUCCCUUUAAACAAGUGAAUGUGAUUUUGACGAGAAUGUCUUUCUAUGUUAAAUCUGCAUUUUAGAUUCUGGAUAUGGGCCCAUGUUUUCAUCUCUUACAUAGUUUUAAGCACUGAAUAUAGAAAAAAAUCCACAUAAUUGUAUUUUCAGGGUAGAGAUGUCAUUGGAUUAGUGUAACGUUAUUGCCUCCAAGUUUAAGUGGUGUUGUGUUUUCAGUGCAUUGAGCUGUACCUUAUUCUAAAUGAAUAACCUAAAUGAUGUCUCUCCAAAAUGCCAAGAAAGGCUAGAUGCCACCCGGACUUCCGUCUUUCUGAGAAAGCUUUGCUUUGUCUUAGUAGUUUGUCAUCUUGUUGAUAGUGAAUCGUAUGAGAGAAAUUUAAAACGCCAUGUGUUCGAUGUCCGAGAUGAAAUGUUUCAGCUCCAGAUCUAACUGUUGACUGCAUUCCUGGAUUGGGAAUCUCACUUGGAUCUAUCUCAACAGCAACAAUAUCAACAACUCAAAUAGACUGUGGAAAACUCCAGAAUUGGAAUAUUAUUUGAAUGCUGUUGUAUUUCCCGCCCUCCUGUUACCUGAAUAUUAAUGACUGUCCUAUGGUAAUUUGACUGUGGUGCGUAAAUUAUGGUAUAUGGUUAUGAUACUGGUCUGUCUCAGUGCAUGGGCCACUGUACCUUUCCUCUCUGUAACUUUGAAUGUAGUUUGAAACAGUGAAUAUUAUAUAUCGUC
Messenger RNA from Salmo salar (Atlantic salmon), 3604 nucleotides. RefSeq names its product RAS guanyl-releasing protein 2. Gene Ontology annotation, molecular function: guanyl-nucleotide exchange factor activity; calcium ion binding. Gene Ontology annotation, biological process: Ras protein signal transduction. Lineage: Eukaryota; Metazoa; Chordata; Actinopteri; Salmoniformes; Salmonidae. The record is from RefSeq and is a predicted model, not a curated record. Gene Ontology annotation, cellular component: plasma membrane.